Messenger RNA from Trifolium pratense (red clover), 2678 nucleotides. Its product is annotated as probable pectin methyltransferase QUA3. The transcript has 7 exons. Bases 574 to 2370 code for a protein of 598 amino acids. Gene Ontology annotation, cellular component: endosome; cytoplasm; trans-Golgi network. The record is from RefSeq and is a predicted model, not a curated record. Lineage: Eukaryota; Viridiplantae; Streptophyta; Magnoliopsida; Fabales; Fabaceae. Gene Ontology annotation, molecular function: methyltransferase activity.
GGGAGGAAGUAAAUAAUGACGCGCUAUUACAGUCAGACUGUGACUGUGAGCAUUUACCUAAUCACGAUAGGAUUCCACUUCACUUCCACACCCCACCGGCCCACCCAGUCUCUUCCUUCAAACUAAAUCUUCUUCUCUUCUCCACACAGUCAGUGCCACUGCAACUUAACUUACGAGUAUUUUACUCCCACCGUCAACAAAUUCAAUUCUUAUUCAACACAAAUUUAAAAUAAUAUAGUAUUAAUAAUUUACUUCUUACUACUAUAGCAGUACUCUGUUAUUUUACUUGCUUCAGAAUCUAAUCUAAUCUCUAUAUAUCUUCCAAUCUACAAAAUUCACCACUGUCAUCAACAAACAAAAAAACCUGUUUUAUUAUUACAUGCAAGCACAAACAAUAUCUCAGAUCCUUCAUCUUCUAAAAAUCUCUCAACACUUCUCAAUAAAUCUUACUCCAUUUUCUGACCCACCAAUUUUUUUUUCCUAUUUCACCAUAAAGCAUCAAUUUUUACCCACAAAAUGCAUCAAAACCCAACCCCAAGAAACUAAUUUGAUCAGAUCCAGCUUAAUUCUCAAAUGGGUCAUGUAAAUCUUCCAGCUUCAAAGCGAACUAGCAGCAUAAACUACAACCCUCGUCAAUGGAGGCUUUUAGACCUUAUAUCCGCUGCGUUUUUCGGCUUAGUGUUUCUGUUUUUUGUUCUUGUAUAUACCCCACUUGGGGAUUCUAUGGCCGCCUCAGGUAGACAGACGCUGCUGAUGUCAGGCUCUGAUCCACAGCAGCGUCUGCGUCUGUUGGCGGCUAUUGAGACAGGACAGCCUCGAGUUAUUGAGGCAUGUCCUGCUGAUGCAGUGGAUCAUAUGCCUUGUGAGGAUCCAAGGCUAAAUAGUCAGCUUAGUAGAGAGAUGAAUUAUUAUAGAGAGAGACAUUGUCCGCCGCUCGAGAAUACACCUCUUUGCCUUGUUCCUCCGCCUAGUGGCUAUAAGGUUUCGGUGCAGUGGCCUGAGAGUUUGCAUAAGAUAUGGCACAGCAACAUGCCGCACAACAAGAUUGCUGACAGGAAAGGUCACCAGGGAUGGAUGAAACUUGAUGGUCCGCACUUUAUAUUCCCUGGAGGUGGCACAAUGUUUCCAGAUGGAGCAGAGCAGUAUAUCGAAAAACUUGGUCAAUACAUUCCAAUGAAUGGCGGUGUUCUCAGGACUGCUCUGGAUAUGGGCUGUGGGGUUGCAAGUUUUGGAGGAUUUUUACUAUCACAAAACAUUUUAACGAUGUCUUUUGCUCCAAGGGAUUCACACAAAUCACAGAUACAAUUUGCUCUUGAAAGAGGAAUACCAGCUUUUGUUGCCAUGCUUGGUACUCGCAGACUUCCAUUUCCUGCAUAUGGAUUUGACUUAGUCCAUUGUUCUCGAUGUUUAAUUCCUUUUACAGCCUACAAUGCAACUUAUUUCCUUGAAGUGGAUAGGUUACUUCGCCCUGGUGGAUAUCUAGUCGUAUCUGGUCCACCUGUCCAGUGGCCUAAACAAGAUAAAGAGUGGUCUGAUCUCCAGAGUGUGGCAAGAUCUUUGUGUUAUGAACUGAUUGCCGUAGAUGGCAACACUGUCAUCUGGAAGAAGCCAGCAGGGGAUUCAUGUCUCCCCAACCAAAAUGAAUUCGGUCUUGAGUUAUGUGAUGAAUCAGAUGAUCCCAAUUCUGCUUGGUACUUCAAAUUGAAGAAAUGUGUUAGUAGGAUAUCUUCUGUGAAAGGGGAAUAUGCUGUUGGUACAAUUCCUAAGUGGCCAGACAGGCUAACUGCUCAGCCACCUAGGUCAACACUCCUGAAAAACGUCGCUGAUGUAUAUGAUGCUGACACUAGGCGGUGGUUAAGGAGGGUUGCACACUAUAAAAAUACUCUAAACACAAAGUUGGGAACUCCAGCUGUACGGAAUGUCAUGGACAUGAAUGCAUUCUUUGGAGGUUUUGCAGCAGCACUAAAAUCUGAUCCUGUUUGGGUAAUGAAUGUAGUUCCAUCUCGCAAGCCAUCCACUCUUGACGUGAUCUUUGACAGAGGUCUUAUUGGAGUCUAUCAUGAUUGGUGUGAACCUUUCUCAACAUAUCCUCGCUCCUAUGACCUGAUCCACGUCACCAGCAUUGAAUCACUUAUAAAAGAUCCAGCCUCUGGCAAAAGCAGAUGUAACCUCAUUGAUUUGAUGGUCGAAAUAGAUCGAAUGUUGCGGCCAGAAGGCACCGUUAUUGUGAGGGAUACCCCUGAAGUAAUUGAGAAAGUAGCUCGUGUUGCUCAUGCCGUGAGGUGGAAACCUACUAUAUAUGAUAAAGAGCCGGAAUCACAAGGCAGAGAGAAAAUCCUAGUUGCAACCAAGACCUUCUGGACUCUCUAAUUCACAUCCACUAACACAGCUAUGUAACCAAGGUAAAAUUUACUUCGAAGAUGUUGGUUUUGAAGUUAAUCUAUUAUAUGCAUCAAAGGGAUGUGGUUUCCCUUCUUGUUCAUGUUGUAUACAAUGAGAAAGUAAAGUUAGGAUAUGAGAGAAAUGGAAAAAUCUGUGAUGACUUUGUGAAGAUUUAUAUGAAAGGCACAAGCCUAUGUUAGUUAUAUUGUCUUUAGAUAUAAGGAGGAUAACUUGUAAUUCAAUGCUUAUAUUUAUAAUUAUUACUUAUUCAUUGAAAAACAAUUAUUGUUUGGCUA